Molecule: messenger RNA, 4132 nt
Organism: Misgurnus anguillicaudatus (oriental weatherfish)
Lineage: Eukaryota; Metazoa; Chordata; Actinopteri; Cypriniformes; Cobitidae
Source: RefSeq, a predicted model, not a curated record
UGUACUGGGAUUCGUCAUUUCUCCUGCAGGCUGAGGUAAAGGCAUGUCGGGCAGCCGUGGACGCUACCAACGUCUGCUUCAGAGGGGUGGGCUUUCUCACACGCUUGGUUAAAUGUAAACACAUCGACGGCGCAAAUAUAGCACAGCCGCAGCGUUGCGUUUAAAAUUUGAGGGAAAGCGAUACAGUUUAGCAGACGCCUUUCCGGACCCAUUCCUCUGUUGCUCGUCACCCCUCCUACACAAGGUUGGGAAAUUCCCUCCACAUGUAUAGUGGUUUGUGAGUUUUGGGGAGCCCGAUGGGGUUGAGUUCGCAGCUCGGGAUUAUGUGCUAGACUGGCGAGCACGGAAAAAGAUUCAGUUACAUGGAAGGUGUGUUUGGGAAUAUUUCGCGAGUACGAGGAGUUAUCGUCACCAAGAAGAGCCUGGCACUGGGACUCCUGUGUGUUUGAAGAAACUGUUGCUUUGAAACGCAUGCGGAUGAGCUUGAGUUUCUCUUGUCAAAGAGUAAGAUUGUGUGCGUGUUUAUGUGUGUGUCUACGAGUUAUCUGAUCCCAUCAUAAGUGGGAGGUGCUCAGGAGCGGAGCUCCAGCGAGGGGCAGAAAUCUACAGGCUGCAGCCUCUCAAACAUGAGCAAACUGACUUUCCACAAUAACAAGACGAUGCAGGACCGUCGGUGUGUGUGUGUGUUCCUCCCCAAUGAUGAAACACUCAAUGUAAUUGUCAGUGUUAAGACUUUAUGUCAAGAGUUGUUGGUGCAGAUAUGUGAUCUGCUCAGGUUGAAGGACUGUCACCUGUUCGGCCUCAGUGUUAUUCAGAAUAAUGAACACAUAUACAUGGAACUGGGACAAAAACUGUCUAAAUAUUGUCCGAAAGAAUGGAAACGAGAGGCCAGCAAGGGAAUUGAUCAGUUUGGACCACCGAUGAUAGUUCACUUUAGAGCACAGUAUUAUGUGGAAAACGGAAGACUUAUCAGUGAUCGCGUGGCACGUUAUUAUUACUAUUGGCACUUGAGGAAGCAGGUCGUGCAGUCUCAGUGUAUUCAGAGAGAGGAGGCUUAUUUCCUGCUUGCUGCAUUCGCUCUGCAGGCUGACCUGGGAAACUUCAAACGUAACAAACACUUUGGUGCCUAUUUCCAGCCAGAAGCUUAUUUUCCCUCCUGGGUGAUUGCGAAAAGAGGUUGUGACUAUAUUCUCCGUCACAUUCCCAACAUGCACAAAGAGCAAUUCGCUCUCACUGCAUCUGAAGCCCAGCUGAAGUACAUUAAGGAAGCAGCGCUCCUGGAUGACGUGGCUGUUCAUUAUUAUCGUCUUUACAAGGAUAAGAAAGAACUGGAAGCCUCUUUAACUCUGGGACUCACCUUACGCGGGAUUCAGGUUUUUCAGAAUGUGGGAACUGUCAGGCAACUCUUGUAUGAUUUUCCCUGGACCAACGUGGGAAAACUGGUGUUUGUGGGUAAGAAGUUUGAGAUCCUUCCUGAUGGCUUGCCCUCCGCUAGGAAGCUCAUCUAUUACACCGGCUGUCCUUUGAGGUCACGACAUCUCCUACAGUUACUCAGCAACAGUCAUCGACUGUACAUGAACCUACAACCUGUGCUGAAACAGGUUCGACGUCUGGAAGAAAAUGAAGAAAAGAAGCAGUAUAGGGAGUCAUACAUCAGUUAUGGUCUGGAGGCAGAUAUGGAUAACCUGGACCAGCGUUCAAGGGCCAGCGGCAGCAGCGCAGGCAGUACAUCACGUCCCAAUCCCUUUUCACGGCACUCCACCACGAGUCACGGCAGCUCCCGCACGUCGGGCGUCGACACCGACAGUUUCCGAACUCCUACAAACACGCCGCACAGACCGCUGAGAACACACUCGUCCUCCAACACCAGCCACGCCAGCACGCACACGUCUGGCAUCGAGAGCAGCAGCAAGGAACACUGCUUGGAUGAAGAUGAGAUCGAGAUGUUGGUCGAUGAUCCGAAAAGCUGUGAAGAUCUUGAUGACUUAGACCUCCACCAGGAGCUGUGUAUCCACAUCACAGAAGAAAUGCUGACAUCAGCGCAGAACAAUGGCUGCUCGGGUUUAGUGGUGAAGGAAGUCAGUUCUUCCACAUCCAGCUCAUCAGAGACGGUUGUGAGAAUGAGAGGCCAGAGCAUCGAAUGUCUUCCCCAGACGGCAAUGGGCAGGAAGGGGCAGAGCUCUACAGAUCGACACAGCCAAUCACUGGAUGAUGUUCGUCUCUUCCAGAGGAACUGUCAAGAGUGGGCGGAGCUUUGCCAGGACACGGCACACAGUUAUACGUUUGGCUGCGAACCCGACCUCGGGGACACCGUCGGAUGUGGGUACCAGGGACUUGCGGAUCAGUGUGCCGGUAUCCGGAAUAACCAGAACGCAUUUCCUAUUAAGAGAACCAGCAAGUAUUUUUCUCUGGAUCUUGACAGAGAGGAUCUGACCAUAGGGCACCUGACCACUGAAGCAGAGCCAGAGUUUGUGGUGUGAGGAAGAGAAACGAAAGGAAUAGUUCACCGCAAAAUGAAAAUUAUAUCAUAAUUUAUUCACCCUCGUCGUUUAAAAUCUGUAUGAUUUUCUUUCUUCUGUAUUUUCAGUGUAAUUUAGCUGUGGCUGUCCUAUGAGAAAUGGAUUUGCAUGCUAUAUUUUUGAAGUCAUCUGAUAGCUUUGUGCUAACAGACAGACUUAAAAUUAAGUUUUAAGUCUCUUCUGCAGCUUAAAUAUGCCCAUAAAAUUUGGUUCAUACCAUUUUUGAGCCCCUGGUCACCAUUCACAUUUAUUAUAUAAAGAACAGAUUUUGUGUUUCGUAAAGAAAGCAAAUCAUACAGCGUUAGAAUGACACAAUCAUUUGAAUAAUGACAGUAUUUAGAUUUAGUUUGAACUCUUCCUAAUACAACAUUAAUGUGUGUGUGCGUGAACAAGCAAGAAAAUCUGCACCAACUUAAUGCCAAAAUAUUAAAAUUGCUUCACCAAAGGAUUUAGAAGUGUGUCGGUGCUGGCUGCCCUAACCCAUAGUGCCUUGAAUACACUAUGCAGGUUCUCGAACAAAUUUUUCUGCACUCCUGUUUACCACCCUCAUCUCCAAGGAAACACCCCACUCUCGUCUCCAAGAAUAACACUAAACCUAAUGAGCUUUUUGGGAUUGUGGGAACCGAAUCAUGUGAGCAUCAUAAUCAGAGGGUCAGAGUCGGGCGUGCCGCUGCAUGCGGUGGAAGAGCGACUGAUGGGAUUUUAUGCCAGUGUGGCUUUUGUACACAGCCAAUACUGGAGCUGCUCAAGGGGUAAAACAGCUUGACUUCAUGUCUUCCAUAGACUGUUGUUCAGACUUUCCCAGUUUUUGUGUCCAACUGGAACUCAAAUGUGUGCAGUUGCUUGGUUAUUUCUUUAUUAUGUAGGUUCAUGUAACUGCUGUGUGUUUUUAUGGUGUGUUGCCUGUCAGUAUUAAGCUGUUAAUGGGAGACAGUAUUAGAAACCUUGUGUAAGGGUUACACGAUGCAUUUCUUCCAUUAUAUAAAUGAGAAAGAGAGAGAGUGUGUACACUUUUGGUUCAAAGGAAGGUAGAAACUAAAUAUAAUGAAGCAUAUCUGAUCUAAAUGUAUUACAAUGAAACCCACCUUUCAUCACAUGCUUCUUCCUUUCCAGAUUGCUGUUUGGAGGUCUUCGGAUGAACGGCACUUAAAAGCUCAUGUGCAUGUGGGCCUUUGUGUCAUGUGACUUAUGCUGAAUACUAAUAUAGUAGCUAUAGAGUACCCACAAACUGUUUUCUCAUUCAUCUGUCUUUUACCCAAACAGCCUUUGAAACAGCAGUGAAUUCAAAAUGCCCCAAUAUCCAGAUUUUGAUUCGUGGAAAGCUUGGAAUGGUUUUUGGAGUUGAAUCAGAUUUUUUGGCACAUGAAUUCGUUCUGUGUGCAGAUGAAAGUCACUCAUACAUGAACUCCAUGUACUGUUUACCCUUUGUUUUUGCAGCUUGACUUUGUCCUUUCUGUGAAAGGAAUUCCCUUUGUGAAAAAUGAAAUGAGAUUUUUCCCAGUUUGUUUGGAGACCCAUACAAAUCUGUUCCCACAUUACAGUGUAUUCUGUGCCUUGCAGGUGCCAAAGUCCUCAAAUGUUUGCAAUAAAAGGUACCUUUAUUUGUACGUAAA